CAGUUGCAAACUCUUAAUCGACGCGGUAGACGGUCGAUAAUGCCGCCCCGGCAUUGUUGCAUUGUAGAGGCUGUUGUUUACAUACGCCACUUAACAAACGGCUGGGAACAACCGGGAGCAAGAAAAUUUCCACAGAAAUCCAUGCCUAUCGUUCAGAUUUCUUCCUACUUUACAACUCAGUCUGACAAGCUAAGCUGUGUCGGGAAAGGUGUUUUUAGCCAAGAUAUCCUGUACGUAGUGUUCAUGUCAUUGGGAACUAGAGUACCGAGUAGUAUUUAAUGUGUCCGUAGUCCGUACGUGGCGUAGUGCAAAAAUAUUGACCUUUUGUCCAGCAUGGUGCUCCGGCUACGGAAUCUAACGCGCAAGAUCUGAAGUGGGAGGCGUUAGGUUACUUAGGUACCGGUAUGACGCAACUGUGAAGUUUUGUAGUGUGUUUUAAGUUCUGGGAUGGCGACGGAACAAGAGGAUUUAUCGAUCAACCCCUAGUACUCCAACAAUACGAACGUCAGACGAAUGUAACGACAUUCGAGAAGGUUUUAAACGGUCGAAGGAUCUGUUGGAUAAAACUCUUUAAGUUAAUGUUAAAAUUUUUUAGCCUGGUGGAGCGGCUGGAGUCUUUGUUUUCGUGCUUAAAUUGGGCUGCGAGUACAGUAUGGGUGUCCAAACUCGGUAACAGCGACAUACCGUAUUUUAAUGAAUCCGGGUCACUAUUUUUCGUAAGGGUUUCAGAUCAAUUACGCAUGCUUAAUGGACGAGCAUUUUGCAGAAGUUGGACUUUGAUCGAUCUAGAAUCUAAUGCUCGGGAGAAUAGUUGCGCUUCGUUGGAUUAAGUAAAGUAAGAACAGGCAUGAGUCAAGGACACGACCUGGGGACUUUAUUUUGGGACGGGCUUCCAAAUCACGACGAGUCACUAAUUGAUAAAAUACGAUACGUGCUGGAUCUGGUUGACCUUUAUGCUGUGAGUUCCUCAUGUAUCUAGCAGAAGACCACACCGGCAAAGGACGACAGUGAUCAUAUACUGGCUAUUCAACUGUACACACCGAUGAACGAUAAUGGGAUGGAUAAAUGCAGCUAAGGCCCGAGUGUCGCACGUAGUUGUAACGGCUGCGUGUGAUGACGCUUCGCCAGAUCGAUUUGGGGGCACUGUAUUCGGGCAAACCGGCUUUACCUGGCAACGGACUACGCGACAUGCUAUGGCAGGAUAAGGACGUCCGUCUGGACUGCAGCAAAGAACAGCUGCGACUGCGAAAUGGAGAAAUCCUCCUGGAGAAGCUGGACUCAAUCGAGGACACCAAGGCCAACACAGGAGAACGAGGUACACUGUACGUGACUAAUCUCCGGCUGAUCUGGAUAUCCCUGCAAUUGACCCGUGUUAAUAUUUCCCUGGGAUAUAACUGCAUCAGCAAUGUUUCCGUCCGGACGACAAUAUCAAAAAUGCGCGGAUCGGUGGAGUCUCUAUAUAUUUACGCCAAAUGCAGCACAGCUCGCUUCGAGUUCAUCUUCUCCUCGUUGUUCAAUUUGCAGAUCCCCGGCAGUGCCAAACUGUACGCGGUGGUCAACUCCGUGUUCAGGUCAUAUGAUUCAUCGCGGCUGUACCGCGAGGUGAAACUACGCGGCGCAGUGAUCGAAGGCAGCUCGCUGAAGCUGCUGCCGGAUGAGCAGCUCUUCGACAGUAUCGAGGGCGUCUUCAAUCUGACCAGCGACACCGGCGUCCUGGGCGGCAUGCACAUCACUAACGUCCGCUUGGUCUGGUACUCCGCCAUCAACGAUAAUUACAACAUAAGCAUUCCCUUCCUCGCCGUGAAGUUGAUUCGACCAAAUCAGACCAAGUACGGGCCGGCCGUUGUCCUGGAGACUUACGCUGACGGCGCCACCUGCAAUCUGGGAUUCCGGAUUGAUCCGCCGGAGAAGUUGCAAGCGACCAUGUUAAAGAUUCAGAAUCUUCACCGGCUCUUCGCCAAAUCGCCCAUCUUCGGCCUGAAGGAGCUCAAAACCGACCAGCUCAAUGCGCAGAGUCUGAACGACGUCCUGAAAGCUCCCAGCGAACAUCUCGAACCGGACAAUACGCCCAAGAACGACGCACUAGCGUUGUACUACCUGGAUAAUGGGAAAGGUCAGCGCCGCAUCAUCUUCUCCCGCGAGAUCGGUCUGGCCAUCGAGGAGCCACCCAACGGAAUGACACUGGCUGAUCUGUGGAAUCCCCUAUGAUAUGAUCGGCAUUGUUAAGUUUUGUUAUUAGCCCCAACAAGGAUCAGAUUUUGUCUGCACCUGCAGCGUAUAUAUGUACAGAAUCUACUACAGAUACACUGUUGUGUAUUGUCGCAGUUAGGACACCAACCUUGCAGCGUAUCAAACUGUGCGUUUGCGUAGCGCAUCCUGUGAACUCCUGCUUUGUUGACUGCAAAUUGUAACAUUGCGCAAAUUGCAUCACGUGACUUACGUCCAUUACAAGUAGAAAGUAAUGAUACACUGAAAAAGGAACAACUGAUGCUUUGAAGUAAUGUCGAUGUUUUGUGACUGAAUACUAACUGUGUAGACAGAGGACUAAGUGAUGUCCGAUGUACCUUCGUGACACAUACAAACCGAAAAAA
Paramacrobiotus metropolitanus is the source of this 2591-nucleotide messenger RNA. RefSeq names its product Bardet-Biedl syndrome 5 protein homolog. Lineage: Eukaryota; Metazoa; Tardigrada; Eutardigrada; Parachela; Macrobiotidae. Gene Ontology annotation, biological process: intracellular transport; cilium assembly. The transcript is spliced from 13 exons. Bases 1114 to 2208 code for a protein of 364 amino acids. The record is from RefSeq and is a predicted model, not a curated record. Gene Ontology annotation, cellular component: BBSome; ciliary basal body. Gene Ontology annotation, molecular function: phosphatidylinositol-3-phosphate binding.